Molecule: messenger RNA, 2362 nt
Organism: Helianthus annuus (common sunflower)
Lineage: Eukaryota; Viridiplantae; Streptophyta; Magnoliopsida; Asterales; Asteraceae
Product: O-fucosyltransferase 28
Exons: 7
Coding region: 221-2095 (624 amino acids)
Cellular component (GO): cytoplasm
Source: RefSeq, a predicted model, not a curated record
AAUCACACACAAACAAUUGAACCACCUUUUAUUACGCCCUUUUCAACUCUCCAUUUUUCAGCCCACUUCUUAAAUUCAACAUUUUUUCCCAAAUUUCAAUCCCUUCCCAAUAAUAAUAACAUUCUUCCUCUUCCUCCUGUCGAAUUUUGAUCCUUAAUUUUACAAGCUCCUCUUGUUUGGAUUACACGAGAUUUCAUUGGUGAUCGAAUAAUAUUUUCGAAUGACAACAGGCGGCUCCACCCCCGGCAGUCCACGUUUCGGGGGUGUAUCCGCCCAUCGCCGCCGUGCAAACGACGUCACGGCGGCAGAGUUCGACAUAAUGGGACAACAACACCAACACCAACAAGAUUAUAUUCAAAGCGACCACCUUCAGGCUGCAGUUGAUCUUUUUAGCACUUGCACAAUUACUAGCCAAAACCUCCACCAUAACAACAACAUCAACAACAAUAAUAAUAAUAAUUUUCUUAGCCGAAAGAAGUUUCUAGGGCGGAAUUUGAGACGUACAUUGCUCGGGUUUUUGAUUAUUGUGGUGGGGUUUAGUGUGUUUUUGAGGGUUACGUACACGGCUGGUGGCGGGCCGUUGGCGGAGAUGGAGCAGGAGGCGGUGAGCCGGAGCUGGUCGAAUGCGCAUACGUUGGUAUUGAGGGAUUAUACGAGUCAUGUGAUGAAGGCUCAGAGAGUUUUAGCGGAUAUUGAUUCGUCUUCGAGCUCUUCUAUGCCUAAAAGGGUGUUAGAGAAAUCCCUUGAUGAUAAUCCUGUCCCAGAAAUUUGGAUGAAACCAAACAGCAGUCGAUAUUAUCAAUGCAUCACUAGACCUCGAGAUCGAAGCAAGAGUAGCUUUCCAACGAACGGGUAUCUUCUCGUCCAUGCCAAUGGCGGAUUGAAUCAAAUGAGGACAGGGAUAUGUGACAUGGUGGCCGUCGCCAAGAUGAUGAACGCCACUCUUGUUCUCCCGUCUCUUGACCAUCAAUCUUUUUGGACGGAUCCUAGUGAAUUUAAGGACAUUUUCGAUUGGAGGCAUUUCAUCGAUGAGUUGAAAGAUGAAGUUGAAAUUGUCGAGUCUUUACCACAAGAAUACACGAAAGUGAAGCCGUUUGUCAAGGCUCCGGUGUCGUGGUCAAAGUCAAGUUAUUAUAGAGGAGAAAUGAAGGCGUUGUUACGAAAGCAUAAAGUGAUCCAAUUCACGCAUUCUGAUGGAAGGCUCGUCAACAACGGCCUCGCAUCGUCAUAUCAAAAGCUCCGAUGCCGUGCAAACUAUGAGGCUCUUCGUUACUCGGAUGAGAUUGAGAAUCUCAGUAGAAAGCUCAUUGAGAGACUUAGGAGUGAUGGUGAACCCUAUAUCGCGCUACAUUUGAGGUAUGAGAAGGAUAUGCUUGCAUUCACAGGCUGCAGCCAUAAUCUAACAAAAAAAGAAUCUAAAGUUCUUGAAAAAAUGAGAUAUAAUGUGAAGCAUUGGAAAGAAAAAGAGAUUAAUUGCACAGAAAAGAGAAAACAAGGAGGGUGUCCAAUGUCACCUAGAGAAGCUGCUUUGUUUCUUAAAGCCAUGGGGUAUCCUACCAGCACCAAAAUCUACAUCGUCGCAGGUGAAAUCUACGGUAAUAACAGUAUGGACGUUUUUCAAAAGGAGUACCCAAAUGUCUUUUCACACAGUACCCUUGCUACCACCGACGAGUUACUCAUUCUUAAUCGCUACCAGAACCGUCUAGCAGCCAUUGAUUACAAUGUCGCCCUUGAGAGCGAUGUGUUUGCUUACACGUAUGAUGGGAACAUGGCUAAGGCGGUCCAAGGGCACCGGCAGUUUGAAGGGUUUCGUAAGACGAUUAACCCUCACCGGCUACAUUUUGUUAAGCUGAUUGAUCAGCUGGACGCAGGUGAGAUCUCGUGGGAGACGUUUAGUUCCCAAGUCAAGACGAUCCAUAAAGACCGGGUGGGUGCACCAUACAAGAGACAACCCGGCCCGUCUCCAAAGCUAGAAGAGAGCUUUUAUGCAAACCCAUUUCCCGGGUGUAUAUGUGGUGGUUCAAGAAACAAAACUAUCCGGGUUUUACCCAAUCUAAGACCAAGCCAUGGGAGUUCACUACGGUCAUCGGAAUAGAUUCGUUUUAUUUUUUAUUAUCAAUUCUUUAAUAUCUUUUACGGGCACUCUCGCAUUUUGGUUGUACAGGAACACGCGUAUAGUAUUACCUGACAGCGGAAUGUAGAGUGUAGUCCCGUCCCAUAGAAUAAAUAGUCGCAUUUUUUUUGAAGUGUAGGAGUUAGGAACAGAUAGUUUGGUUUCAUUAUUUUCUUGGCAUAUGUUGUUUCACGAUUGAUGUAAACUAUAUAAGGAGUUUGAUAUAUUGAUUCAUUCGUUCGUUUGAUA